GUUAAUUCUCGAUUGAAAGAUUAAUGAUUUCGAAACAAAAAAAUUUCCUAAAAAUUUCAAUAUGGGAAACGGUCCAAGUCAUACAAACAAAUGCCUGUUUAAUUCUAAACGAUCGGGAAAUUCUAGAAAAAUUAAUAUAAAAAGAAAUAUGGUUAAAACCGAGCCCAUUCAUAUACCUUGUGCAUUAAGAACCAAGAAUGAAUUUUCGCCUUGUAAUAAUUCCUCUAAAGGAUCACCAUUUUCUGAUGAGAAUUAUUUUUGUAGUCCUGUUAGAUAUAAAACCGCUUCGCAAAGGAUUCUACAACGUUUUGUACGAUUUAGUCCAUCAAAAUUAGAAGAAGAUAAGAGAAAUAAAGAAGAAGAAUUAAGACAUCGAUGCUGCACUUUAACACCGUGUAUGACGAUCAGUGAAUCAUCAUUGCCCAUUGUAUUCAGAUGGUGCCAAGGAGGAAACAGAGUAUUUGUUGCUUGCUCUUUUAAUGAAUGGAAACUUGUAGAAAUGGCGAAAAGUGAUGAUUGUUUUAUGACCAUUUUAAACAUGCCCGAAGGAGAAUAUAGAUAUAGAUUUUUAGUUGAUGGAAUUUGGAAAUAUGACGAUAAACAACCUUUGACCGUUAAAGAAAAUUUUAACUACAACGUUCUUACCGUAAAAUAUGACGAUUUCGAAAUAUUCGAUGCCUUGAACGUGCAUAAUCAGGAUGUAGGAAGUCCUUUAAAAUAUAGCCCUCCAUCUCCCUCUGAAUAUUUUAACCAAGAGAUACCGAGAGAGAGAAUAUCGUCGGGACCACCAGCUUUGCCGCCUCAUUUAUCUCAAAUUAUCUUAAAUGUCGAUGCAGAACAGGUGAUAAAGAAACUUCGAUCCUUCCACAACCGAGUCAUUUUAUGUUAAAUCAUUUGUACACAUUAUCAAUACAGGAAGACAUCAUUGUUCUCGGUGUGAUUCAAAGAUUUCGAACGAAAUAUGUCACAACCAUCUUUUACACUCCAUUUAAUGAUUAAAUAAUUAAUAAUUUAAAAAUUUUUUUAUGUUUGUUAUAAUAUUUAAUUGGUUAAUUUUAAAUGUAUUAUCAAACUAAUGCUGAUUUCGAUUACGUUAACUAAGUACUGUGACGUGUUAUAUGUUAGAAUAUUUUAAAAAGGUAAUCGUUACGUUAAUAUUUCAAAUUAUUAAUAUAUAUAAAAGUUAUUGUUUAACUAUUUUUGUUGUGAAUUUUGAAGAAAAUAAACUUAUUUGUA
Molecule: messenger RNA, 1236 nt
Organism: Centruroides sculpturatus (bark scorpion)
Lineage: Eukaryota; Metazoa; Arthropoda; Arachnida; Scorpiones; Buthidae
Product: 5'-AMP-activated protein kinase subunit beta-1-like
Exons: 8
Coding region: 62-889 (275 amino acids)
Biological process (GO): signal transduction
Cellular component (GO): nucleotide-activated protein kinase complex; cytoplasm; nucleus
Molecular function (GO): protein kinase binding
Source: RefSeq, a predicted model, not a curated record